AUGGCGGCCUGGCGGUUAAGUUCGUGCGCUCGCCGCCUUUCCGCGAUUCGAGGCCUCCAGGCUGCCCGGCUCCGCCGGAAAUCCAGCUCCUCCAAGGCUGUGACCACCCGGCCUGCUGUGGCAAAAGAGAAUCAGGAAGAGCUGACCGUGCACUGGAUGGAGGACCCAGAUCUCCCCGACAAAAACGUGUACGCGAAGAACCCCGACUUCCACGGCUACUGCGAGGAGGAUCCCGAGGUGGACGUCUGGAAUAUGCACGCCGUCUUCUUCUUCGGUUUCUCCGUCCUGGUCUUCGGCAGCGCCUUUGUGGCUUAUGUGCCAGACCACAGGAUGACUGAGUGGGCCGGCCGGGAGGCUGGGAGGCUGGUGAAAUACCGAGAAGCCAAUGGCCUCCCCAUCAUGGAGUCCAACUAUUUUGACCCCAGCAAGCUCCAACUGCCGGAAGAGGACUGA
Psammomys obesus (fat sand rat) is the source of this 453-nucleotide messenger RNA. RefSeq names its product NADH dehydrogenase [ubiquinone] 1 beta subcomplex subunit 11, mitochondrial-like. The transcript has a single exon. The coding region runs from base 1 to 453 and encodes 150 amino acids. The record is from RefSeq and is a predicted model, not a curated record. Lineage: Eukaryota; Metazoa; Chordata; Mammalia; Rodentia; Muridae.